This is a messenger RNA of Vicia villosa (hairy vetch), 867 nucleotides long. RefSeq lists its product as uncharacterized. The transcript is spliced from 4 exons. NCBI's taxonomy places the organism in Eukaryota, Viridiplantae, Streptophyta, Magnoliopsida, Fabales, Fabaceae. The coding region runs from base 1 to 867 and encodes 288 amino acids. The record is from RefSeq and is a predicted model, not a curated record.
AUGACAUCUUCUGAAACACCAUCAUCACAACCACCAUCUCAAGAAGACUCUUCAGCUCAAAGUUUUGUUCAAACUAAUGUUAGAGGAAAGACUGUUGAUGCUCUUUGUUGUAUGGGUGCUAGAUAUAAGCUUCCUACUAUGCAUGCCCUUCGUGGUAAUUUGUUAAAUAAGUGGGUUGAUGACGUGAAGAUACAGAUAGAGCAAUAUUGUUCAAUUUGGAAGGAUACAAGUUGUACUCUUAUGUUUGUUGAUGCCUCUGGUGCUUCUAAAACUGCAUACACAUUGUUUAAGCUUUUCAAGGAAGUAGUGUUGUAUGUUGGCCAGGAAAAUGUUGUUAAAAUCGUUACAGAUAAUACUGUGAAUUAUGUUGUUGUUGGAAAGUUGUUGGAAAGGGAGUUUCCUAAGUUGCUUUGGCCUCCUUGUGCAACACACUGUGGAAGAGAAAUACUCCGUCCUGGUCCAACCCGCUUUGCUACUAAUUUUAUUGCAUUGCAAAGUAUUAUGUCUCAUAAAGAUGCAUUAAGAGCCAUGGUAAAAUCCAAAGAGUGGACAACCACAACUUAUUUCAAAUAUGUCAAGGCAAAGGAAUUUGUGGAACAAGUCUUAGACUCAAGAGUUUGGUCUAAAUAUGCUGACAUAGUGAAAAUUACAGAACCUCUUGUACAUGUGUUGCGUAUUGUUGAUAGUGAAGAUAAACCGGCUAUGGGAUAUCUCUACCGAGUUAUGUAUAAAGCAAGAGAGGAGAUUGAGAAGGGGUUUAGAAGAAAUAAGUUGAAAAUAGAGCCUUAUUUGAAGAUCUUGGAUAGGAAUGUCAAUUUGCAUCUGUUAACAGGGAUCCCCGUGGGGAUUAUCUGCUCAGUGCUCUGA